AUGAAUCCCCUAGGAGCCUUCAGCUUUCCCAAGGACCCGCCCGCGGACCCGUCGCCCACCUCGGUCUCCCAGCCUUUUCUGUCGCGGAGGAGGCCCAAGUCCCCCCGGGCCCCGCUCCCGCUCCAGCACCCUGACCAGAGAGAGCGCAAGCCCUCUGCAAGCUCGCAGUCCUCGCCUGGCCGCGCCAAUUCCGAGUCUUCUGCCUCGUUCAAGCCGCCUUUUCAGCUUCCCUGUCCAAUCCCGGUCUCUGCAGGUCCAGGUGCCCGCCCGAAGCACAUUCCGAUUGUUAUUCCCCGCUAUGUUCCAAUAGACCUUCCGGACAGCCCGCGCAAAUCCAUCGAAAGCCCGUCAGCGAAACCGACCACCACCUCCAUCCCUGACUUUCCCUUACCUGGCCGCAAAUCAUCUGUCGAUCCUGUCCCGCUGAAGCCGAGGCAUGUUGCCAUUGUGAUCCCAUCCUGGGCGCAGCCGGUUCAAACUUUACCCGAUUCACCUUUACAGACCCCAAGCGACUGUCCCUCUCUGUUCUCUCACAACUUGGCAAACAUCUCUCCACUCCGGAUUCCCUCCAAACCCUCUCCAGACGCUAGAGCAACGAUCACGAUGGAUCCAAACGCAUCUCAACCCUCCCCGUCCCACCAAUUCCCGGACCAGCCGCUCAGAACCAACUCCAGCGCCUUUCUGACCCGCAGCGUCAACAGCAGCAGCACCAGUCUGUCCAAGAUGGGUAGGGACGAAGACGCCGGCCCUUCCUCGGCCGCAAGAACGCCAGGUCUGACUCCCAUGAUGACUGCAGGCCUCGGCACUCCGUCUCAAUCGACAUCUGGUCUGUCCGGCCUGGUCUGCAACGUUCACAGGACGACCGGUCGUGAGCCUCACCCGCUCGUGGGCGCAACCACCACGAUUCUCGGAGACAAGCUCUACGUGUUUGGCGGCAGAAGGUUGUCCAGGACACGCCCGCAGCUUACGAACGACCUCUACGAGUUGGAUCUGGUUCGUCGGCACUGGACGAAGCUGCAGACUCAGGGCGACAUUCCUCCACCACGGUAUUUUCACAGCGUCUGCUCGCUCGGGGACACCAAGCUUGUCUGCUAUGGCGGCAUGUCCCCCGCAACUCUCCCGAACGGCCAGCCGGCAGCGCCGAACCAAGGCGGUGCGCAAGACAAUCAGCCCGAGGUCGUUGUCAUGUCCGACAUACAUAUUUACGACGUUCACACGCGGAUGUGGAUGAAGAUCGACACCUCGGAUUCCCCGCAGGGACGUUAUGCGCACUGCGCUGCCAUCCUGCCCUCCUCUGCGGUUUUCGCGUCGUCUAGCGCCACCCUUUCUGCCAUUCAUCACAACCCUGCCUCUGCCAGCCAGCCUAACGCUGGCUCGAUCGGCAUCGACCUGGACGGUACUGGCGGCGCGGAGAUGGUGGUCGUAGGUGGGCAGGACAGCGCGAACCACUACAUUGAACAGAUAAGCGUUUUCAAUUUGAGAAGUCUCAAGUGGAUCGCAACAAACACGCUAGGCCGGAGUUGUGGUGCGUACAGGAGUGUGGUCGCACCGCUUACGACAAUGCCUGCGUCAUCCAUCGGGGCCGGCGGAAGGAAGGGCGAGACUCCAGCGGAAGAGAAUCAGGACCCGGAGAACAAUGGCUCCACUAUGCUGAUUUACUCAAACUACAACUUCCUGGACGUCAAGCUGGAGCUUCAAAUUAGAUUACCGGACGGAACUUUGACAGAGAAGUCCAUGAACGGCACAUUCUCGCCGCCAGGCCUGCGAUUCCCCAACGGAGGCGUGAUUGCGAAUCACUUCGUUGUGAGCGGUACUUUCCUAACUUCAUCCAAGCAGGAGUACGCCCUUUGGGCGCUGGAUCUACGGAACCUUACAUGGAGUCGAAUCGAUGCCGGCGGUAGCAUUUUUAGCCAAGGAAGCUGGAACCGGGGCGUACUUUGGAGCAGGCGCAACACCUUUGUCAUACUCGGAAAUCGGAAGCGAAGCCUGGUGGAAGACUACAACCAUCGGAGGAUCAACUUUUCAAACAUUUGCAUGGUGGAGCUGGAGGCUUUUGGACUAUACGACAACCCUCGGAGGACCAUGCCAACAUCGGGAUAUCUGUCUGUAAGCUCUCCGGGCAUGAUGCAGAGAGCGUCGGAUUUGGCAAGCGGGGGGCGGUCACUCUCGCCGGCCGCAGAAGAGCUAGGAGCGAUGGCGUUAGGACUACGAGAGCUCGCCGAUAUGGAGCUUUUAGCUAUCGGAGGCGAGCGCAUUCCUGUCAACUCACACCUUGUGGCGAAAAGAUGGGGCCCUUACUUCAACCAGCUCUUACGCGAGGGAGCGUUCGCGUCGGACCCCAGUUCAUCGGACGCUGCUACACUGAGACCCUCGACAGGCUCCCAUGCAUGGCGUAACUCUAGUAUUACCAUCACACCGAGCAUCAGGACAGCUAGCACCGCUCUCACAGCCACGCCCAGCAUGGCUUCCACCGUCACACCUUUCGAUCCUCCAAAUGCCGAAAAUCCAAACCCGACUUCCCGUCCGCGCGCCCUCUACCUCCCGCACACUCAUCUCACCCUGCAGGCUCUCGCACAUUAUCUUUACACUUCCGCCCUUCCUCCGCCAAACUCGACCUUGUGCACUCCGCAAAUUUUAUGCUCGCUGCUCCAGCUUGCUCGCCCCUAUCGCAUCGACGGUCUCUUGGAAGCCGUCAUCGAGCGCCUCCACCUGCGUCUUGACGGGCGGAAUACAGCCGCAAUCUUCAACGCCGCCGCAAUGGCAGCCGGCGGAGGUGAUUCAAUCACCUUCUUCAACGGCACGACGGCGGGCCUUCCAUCCGCCGAGACGCUCGCAAAGUUGCAAUCAGAACGAUCGGACGGCCUCGGCGGGGACCUGCGCCCGUCGGCGUCCUCGAACAGUCUGGCAUCCAGCUUCACGUCCACGCAGCGCACCGGGAGCGUCGCCCAGGGCGCGGACAGCGGCGUCGACGACCACCUCAAGCAGCUCCGGCUCAACACGGACGUCUCGUCGUCGGCCUCGCUGGCCGACGACGAGCAGAGCGUGCGCAGCGCCUCGACCGAGACGAGCCAGUCCGACAUGGGCAGCGUCACCGGCGGGCCGGGCGAGAGCGAGGUCUGGGCCGGCGAGAUCAGCGCCGUCGUGGGGCUGCAGAAGAGGGGCUUGCGCGGCCUCAUGGAGGGCCGCAGGAUCAGGGAGAUGGGGAGGGUCAGCGGCAGGGAGGGCACGAGCAUCGGCACCGGUUUGCCCAGCGCCACGGAGGAUACCUUGUCGUCGGGCAGGGUCGGAUUGGGCAUCGCGCCCGAGAGGGGUUUGGUCGGAUGA
Molecule: messenger RNA, 3324 nt
Organism: Diplodia corticola
Lineage: Eukaryota; Fungi; Ascomycota; Dothideomycetes; Botryosphaeriales; Botryosphaeriaceae
Product: kelch domain-containing protein
Exons: 1
Coding region: 1-3324 (1107 amino acids)
Biological process (GO): cell redox homeostasis
Cellular component (GO): mitochondrion; cytosol
Molecular function (GO): protein binding
Source: RefSeq, a predicted model, not a curated record